CCACACUCAAGAAGAUGGAAAGCCACAGGCAAGGAUAAUUUAUUCUUCUGCCAAACAACAACUUGUACAGUGUCUACAAGGACCCACUUCUUAACACGUACCUCUAUAAGUGUACUAAUCUCCAGAGGAACGAACACAGCCUCCAAACUGCUUAUCACAAUAGAGUACGGUAAAUGGACUUCCACCUUCCUCUUUAGUACCUACUAAUGCUAUCCAUGUAUCUCUGUUUGUACCCCGAGCGCAUCUUGAUUAAUACCUCAUACAACGCCAGAGACCCAACAUUCCACACUUUCAACCUCAACCCUAAAGAAUCCAACCUAUGACAGCAGGAAUGGCGGUCUGGGGGGGGAUUGGUUUAGUUGUGAGAGGGGUCCUUCGUAGAGUUCGCCAACUCACUCCAUUAUCUGCACGUCAACUGGUCACGAUACCCCUUGGACUUGGUCGAUAUGUCUCAUGGAAGCGAUUCGGGAAGAGACAGACGGUGUCCUGUCUAACAUCCUUUUACUGAGCAAUCGUCUAUCAAGAUGCCUCCGUUGACUCGAACAAAGAGCGAACGCGUUAAUGUCCAUCGUCUAGCGGUAAUCUAGACUGAAACAUUUGAUUCAAUUCAUUAGCUACUUCAGGGCCCUCCAUUCGUAUUCUCCUAAAUCGGCCGUAAUCGUAUUGCUCGCUCGAUGGAGAAAUACAAGCACUGCCCUCUUCGACGGAGCUUUACAAUGCAAUGAUGUACACAGCACACAUCAUUGUCCUACUCGAUGGGGCCUUCCAAUUUCUUGACAGCCUAGUCUGUCGGAUAAAAUUUUUCUGUGAAGCAAGGCUUUAGUAUGAAAUGUG
Messenger RNA from Aspergillus pseudotamarii, 834 nucleotides. RefSeq lists its product as uncharacterized. NCBI's taxonomy places the organism in Eukaryota, Fungi, Ascomycota, Eurotiomycetes, Eurotiales, Aspergillaceae. The record is from RefSeq and is a predicted model, not a curated record. The transcript has a single exon. The coding region runs from base 320 to 508 and encodes 62 amino acids.